AUGCUGGCCACUUUUGCCGUUUUUACACUGACACUGGCGCGGAUCGCCCCCAUCUCGGCCGAGCGGACACCCAGAGAAGUCCCAUGGUCAGACAAGACAUAUGGCCCAGACGGACCAUGGCGAGCUAUACAUGCCAAAAUCGGCGAACACAAGCAAGACGUCGACCUCUUUCCUGGAAGUGACUGGGAGACAUGGCUGAUCGAAGAAGCAUACUGCGAAAAGGGCACUUGCUCUGCUUCAAGAGCUGGCACCUACGACACGUCCGCCGCUACGACAGGAGGGAUCCAGUGGAAAGCAGCCCUCGAGAACUAUAUGCGCGGAGUGAACUUGCAAGGCGAAGGCGGGACAGCAUACCAGGACGGUAUUGAGUUGGAUGGGGUUACGGUGAAGAAUGCAAGUCUUGCUGUCCUGGGAACAUCAACACCACAGAAGAUCAAGUACCCUGGUGGUAAGACUGCUGGAUUCACGGCUGGUUGUCUAAGUCUGGGAGGGAGAAGAGAAACGAACCAAAGCUUCUUCGUUGGCGACAACGUCCCUACCAUCAAUGCAAGUCUUCCAUCGGGAUGGCUAUGGGACAACGGAUAUACCGAGUCUUACUCGUUCGGCAUGCAUAUUGGAUCAGCUCAGCCAGCGACUAGGGUUCCCGGUUCACUUUGGUUCGGAGGCUAUGAUCAGAACCGUGUUGUUGGGGAGAUUCUAAGCAUGAAUGGCGGUCCAAGAGAUGGGAUCACACUUCGGGAUAUCAGUAUUGACGUGGUUGGAAGCAAGUCGCCAUUUGAGUUCCGAUCCAAAGGCGGUUUACUGUCCGAAGGUAACUCCUCUAUUGGGCCCUCCUUCAAGGUAUUAGUUGACGGCUGUUCGCCAUACUUGACACUUCCCAAGUCGACGUGCAAUAACAUCGCCUCCCAUCUCCCUGUCAAGUUCAGAAAGGACCUCGGCUUGUACCUUUGGGACACUGAAUCGGACAAGUACAAAGAGAUCAUCUCUUCUGCUUCGACACUUACCUUUGAGUUCAUCUCGACAUCUAAUACCAAUCCGGUCAAAAUCCGCGUCCCGUUCAUGCACCUCAACCUUACUCUCGAAGCACCUCUCGUCGACGAACCGAUACCGUACUUCCCAUGCCACGUUAACGGCGGCGACCGAUGGGUUCUGGGACGUGCGUUUCUCCAAGACGCUUUCAUCGGGGCCAACAUGCGACGCGGUGUAGACACUUGGUGGUUAGCCCAAGCACCAGGUCCCAAUAUUCAGGCGACUGCGAACCCUGUCACGAUUGGGGAGAUGGACGAUACUGUCAAGAAGGGCGGAAAUGACUGGAACCAAUCAUGGACAGGAUUCUGGAACGACGAAGACGCACCGUCGAGUAUUCCAAGUUCUAAAGCAGACGCGAAAGACGAUGAUGAACCAAAGGAGGAUGAGGAAGAGGUUGGGAUGUCGGUUGCCGCCAAGGCUGGUAUCGGCGCUGGAAUCGCUGCUGCUGUAAUUGCCAUUGGAGUCGGAGCCUUCUUCUUCUGGCGUCGACGUCGAAGUCAGACUAAACCAGCUCCUGAGACAGCAUACGGACAGAACGCCAUGCAACAACAUUACAUCGACACAAAGCCCCAAGAGCUAUCCCAGAGGUCACCUCAAGAGUUAUCUGGUAACGAGGUAUUUAUGCAAAGGUCUUAUCAGCGGUUUGAGUUGCCUUGA
Molecule: messenger RNA, 1686 nt
Organism: Fusarium pseudograminearum CS3096
Lineage: Eukaryota; Fungi; Ascomycota; Sordariomycetes; Hypocreales; Nectriaceae
Exons: 1
Coding region: 1-1686 (561 amino acids)
Source: RefSeq, a predicted model, not a curated record